Molecule: messenger RNA, 9952 nt
Organism: Gadus chalcogrammus (walleye pollock)
Lineage: Eukaryota; Metazoa; Chordata; Actinopteri; Gadiformes; Gadidae
Product: probable ATP-dependent RNA helicase ddx6
Exons: 10
Coding region: 3039-7961 (1640 amino acids)
Biological process (GO): negative regulation of transforming growth factor beta receptor signaling pathway; cytoplasmic stress granule assembly; positive regulation of transcription by RNA polymerase II
Cellular component (GO): beta-catenin-TCF complex; P-body; cytoplasmic stress granule
Molecular function (GO): RNA helicase activity; ATP binding; transcription coactivator activity
Source: RefSeq, a predicted model, not a curated record
GUGUGUGUGUGUGUGUGUGUGUGUGUGUGUGUGUGCCUUAACAACAGUGUGGAUGCGGUAAAGUAAACGCCAUGUGCCCUGCAUUUCUAAAUAAUUUAAUAAUUUCUCGUUUGUAGAGAGCUGUGGGAACAGAUGUCAACCAGAUUUAACUCUAAAAGACUUCUCCGAAAGCUCCUUGAAAGGGUCAAUCAUGAUGUUGUUGAGGUAAAGCCCAUAACUAAUAUUACAACGAAGAACUGGCUAGUAAAGCUUUCCGUAACAUACGGUGUAGUGAAGCCCUGCUCUGUGUGCGUGUCUUGUAAUAUCUGUAUGCACUAGAAAAGUUAGUUUUAUUUUCAAUUUCGUCUGUGUCUUACACCUUGGAAUAAAGUCUUUCCACUGAGAGAAUGUUGGACAAAGGCGUGAUUGUGCCUGAUGCCUCUCUCGUAAGUUGGGACAUGGAUUUGCUCUGAUAACUUCAGGUUGGAUUUUUAGCUCGGAAAAAGGACUGAAAACUGUUGAACUGGCAGUUGUUGUUAAACAUAUCUAGCUACUGGGAGGUUGCUGGUUUAAUUCCCUUCCAAAGAAAGGUGUCCCCAAGCAAACGUCUUAUGUGUGAGUGUGUUCACACUUUAAGUGGCUAGCAAAGCGCUUCAGUACAACUUCUUACUCUUCUGACUUUCUUCUUAAAUCAGCCGACAGAAUCUGUGACUCACCCUGAAAGAAGCCCACAAAGAGUUACUCCAUUAAUUUGAGUAUGUGACAUUGUACUCAACUCUCUUCCGCUAUCUCGAUUAGUAACUUUCUAAACAGCCUCAUCUUAUUCAUCUUAAUACUAAACUUUGAGCUUAAAGGAGUACUACAACCUGGUCCCUGCUAUUUUGGGUAUAGGGGACUAAUGCAGGCAAAAUAAAUUGAAAUUGGUCCAGUAUUGUUUAGCGAGAACAACGUAGUUGUAAUUCGCAACAACGGACUGCAUUGUAAUCCUUUGGGGCACACAGCGUCAAUGUACGUCCUCUAAAAGUGCUUCCUUUUACCACUGACUCAAAUCACAUUCUAACAUUAUGUAAAGGAUCCCUACAGAGAAACACAAAUUGUCCUUCACCUUUCGUUAGAUCCUGUCUGUUUUGUUAUUGUGUCCCGCCACGUUGAUAGUAGAUUAGUGUAGAUCGGUGAUAUGGAUAUGAGGCUGUAGUCACACACACUUUUUUUUUGUUGCUUUAUCUACCAGCUAAAUAUUCCACAUAAUGGAUGAAUGCUCACCAUUGAACAGUACUAGUUCUAGAGUGAUAUACAAACUAAAAGGGUAUCAUCUUCAUCUUACUACCAUUUAUGCUCCAGAGUACGGAGUACGCUCCAAAAUACGCCAUUUGAUUCACUUUAGGUCCAUGAUUUGUUUGAAUGUUGCUGUGAUUUUGUGUUCAUUGAAGGAGAGAAUUGGCAAUAAGUUGCAUUCACCUGAUCGGCUCAGUCCUAAUGAACGAGUGAACCGGUAUUAAGGACCACAAUUCAUGCUGGGGAUUUUGGAUUUGUCAUUUGGAUGUUUCUUAUGACCCAAUAGAAUGGUCCAUGCCACGAUGUGAGUCACAAAAAAAGUUAUUUUAGGCGGGUGUUUAUUGCUAUUAAUUCUGAAUCAUAACACUGCAUUAGAGAUGGGUACAACAAUUGGGCUGAGCGGGAAGCGAAAACAUGGACCGUAUUUUACCUUUCUGGAGUGAGAUUUGUUCACUAUUAAGACGGGGUAUACUCUGAGCAGAGCUUGUCAUUUCCUACUGAUGAAACGGACUGUAGUUGUAGCCACGUUACAGAAAAUAAUGGAUUUCAGAGAGUACCUCAAGGCCAAGUGCAUCCUAUCUGCAGAACCUCACCAGUGGGUUGCUAGCAUCUUUAGCCAUGGAGAAAGAACACAGAAGUUAAUGAGAACAAGCAUAGCACUGUUCUUCCCAGAUGGAGGCAAAGCGGUUUCUGUGAUCUGAUGCUAAACUCAUUAACUGUUUAUGACAAACUGAUGACUUGGCCUACAGGAAAACAUGUAAUCAAAUAAAUCGACAGAUAAUACAGAAGAUAGUCCCCUGUAGAAAACACUUGCGUUCAGUGGAAUUGCAAUCAUCAUUUUACUCAUUUAUUUUAAUCUACGAUGUAAAUGUCACUACCAUUAAGCAGUAAUGGAUGAUCAGACCAAAAUGUCUGUUAGUGCUCGUAGACCUCUCCCAAUAAUAAUAAGUGUCUCUGAUGCUUUUCUGUUCAGGAUUAAAACCGCAAAGGCUGUUUGUGAAACGCUUUGUCUUUAAGAAGAUGGCGGUGUGGUUACUUCAUUCUUGGUGAGUCCAGUCCCUGUGUGUUCUCUAAUGAACAGCUGUUCAUAAACCCAUCCGCUAUAGGCUAAAUUGACCAAUACACAGCCCUUACCCGAAUAGAUCCCUGCAUACAUACAACCUGGACACGGGUGAGUCGCUAACCACAGAUAGCCCUUGACCAAUGAAAAAAUAUCCUGGCACCAAAUGGAACCAAUGUACCUCUUGAUACACUAACCCAUUUCAACACGUCAACUUAAGUUACGAUUAGUCGAAUGUUUGACUUCGAGAGCGAGGAUGACCACUGCCAGUCCUGGUGAACCAGGGCAGUUGGAUGCGACGGCUACCAUUGGAUAAGCCACCAUCCAAUGCGUCCUCCUCCUAUUAAUAGGUUCGGCAUGCAAACUUGUGGGAUCCUAAUCCCUCCCUUAUGUUGCUUUGUUUUUUGGCAUGGUGCUCCAGUAGUCCAGUAUUACAUCAUAGAAAAACACCAGGUCACAGCCCGUAGUGAGAGAACAGCCCGGAGCACAAAGCCUCUGCCGAAACCAGAAGCACAGACAUGUUGGUAGAACAUGAGGCCUUGGUGGACGACAGGAGCAGAGAUGCAGCCUGAGUCGAUUGCGCCCUGCCACAGUCAGCGUGUGGCCAAUGAGGAUCCCUGUAGACCAGCAUGGCCUGCUCUCAGUUCACCCUCUGGGGGAGAUGAGUUUUGCUCGCAAGCGAGUCCAGAGCCACUCAGGCGCAGCCUAACCACCAGCCAAUCAGAUGCAUCCGGACAAUAAACUGGCCAAUCAUGGCAAGCAAGUGACCGGUGACAGCCGAUCCCAACUAGCCAAUGUAAAUCAGCAGAGUCAGCAGAAGGCGGGAGCUGUGGCCCACUGUCAGAGUCCAAAGGGGGUCGGCGUCGGGGGCCAUGCAGUCAAGACCAAUCAGAUGGCUCCGGCGAACCCUGGGCUGAAGGCCGCCAGCCAAUCGGCGAGCGGCGUGGGAGCGAUGCUGAAAACCAAAUCGAAGCGGGAGAGGAGCGUCUCCGUGGACUCCGUGGAGCCCAGAGAUGCCCUCGCCUCGGCUCUGGAGGCAGAGGCCAAAGCAGAGGGUGUGAUGCGUAGCAAGCGGCGCUGCGUGCUGGAGAGGAAGCAGCCGUACAGCGGGGAUGAGUGGUGCUCCGGCCCCGACACGGAGGAGGACGAGGACAAGCCCCGCGCCGCCGCCCCCCCCCACCGGGAUCGUGGGGGUCCUGGUCCCGGAUCUCUCCAGGGCCUCGUUGGGCGUCCCUCUGGGGGCUCGGGGUCAGACCCCGGGGGGGCGGGGCUCCGGCGUGGGGGGGCAACAGGGCCCAAAGCGGAGCCUUCCCUGCCCUCCUCCCAGCAGGUUGUGUACGUCUUCACGACCAACCUGGCCAACAGUGCUGCCGAAGCAGUACUGAACGGCCACUCUGGUUCCAUCCUUCAGUUUCACCAGCAACAAGUUCCACGCAGCAAGCUCGAACAGGGCCUCAACGCGGGGAAGAUCCCCAGCCUCCCGGAGAAGAUGAGUUCCAGUGGCUCCCCGCCAACGGGAACGCCGAAACCCCAGGGCGGGACCCCCGGCUCUGGCUCGGCCGGAGGGGUCGGGGGCCCCCUGGCUGCGGGAGGGCCGUCGUCGGCGGGACAUUCCGACAAUGAGUCCCCUCACAGCAGGACGGGCGGCCCCGGGCCCUGCAAUAACCUCCGCCUCGCCACCCACAAGGCCCCGGGAGGCGGCGGCGGCGGCGGCGGUACCCCCGCCGGCCCGGCUCUGGGGCCCGGCGCCGGGGAGGGUCCUGGAGGGAUGGCCCACCCCAACGCCGGGGUCUCUCCGUCAGACAGCCCCUCGGCCGUGGCGGCCCACCUCCAGGGGGACCCGGGGGGGCUGGAGGGGCCGGGCGGCGGCGGCGUGGACGGCCUCUCCAAGGAGCAGCGGGAGCACCGGGAGCGCUCCCUCCAGACGCUCCGGGACAUCGAGCGGCUCCUGCUGCGUACCGGGGCCCCCCCCGGAGGGCCCCCCAACCCAGGGGGCCCCAACGGCAAUCCGAACAACAACAACAACAGCAGCAGCCCCUCCAGCAACAACAACAACAACAACAACCUCCCCGACGGCGGCGCGGCCGAGGACGGGGACGGCGGUACGAACAGCGGCGGGAGCAACGCCCCCGCGGCCCCCAUGGGGGGGCCCAAGAAGUACGAGGAGCCGCUGCAGUCCAUCAUCUCCCAGACCCAGUCCCUGGGCGGCCCCGGCAUGGAGGGGCCCCCCAUGGACCCCCAGCACCACGGCAUGCCCCAGCACCCCCACCCCCACCCCCACCACCCCCACCACCACCACCUGUUCUCCCCGGGCCUGGACAUGGGCUCCAUGAUGGGGCCCGACGGCCUGACCCCGGAGCAGAUGGCCUGGAGGAAGCUCCAGGAGGAGUACUACCAGGAGAAGCGCCGGCAGCAGGAGAUGCAGCCGCCGCACGCGCAGCACUUCCGGAUGAUGUCGGAGCACGUGGGCAUGCAUGGCGGCGGCGGCGGCGGCGGUCCCGGCGGCGGCGGCCCCAUGGUGAUGAGGGGCCCCCCGCCUCCCUACCACAGCAAGGCCGACGACCAGCCCUGGGGCCCGGGCGGCAUGAUGGCCGGGCCGAUGGGAGGGAACGGGCGCCUGAUGGAAAUGCACCCCGACGACCCCCGCGGGCCCCGCUUCCUGGGGCAGAUGCAGCGAGGGGGGCCCCCGCACGGCGGCGGGGGCGGGGGGUUCCCCGGUAGCCCCGGGUCGGGUCUGCCGAUGGAGGGCAUGGGGCCUCAGAGACCCCCGCGCGCCGGGGUGGUGUGGCUCGACGACAUGCCCAACAACAUGGGGGGCGGGGGCGGCGGGCCGCCUUUCCAAGGGGGCUGCUAUCCCGGCGGACCGCCUCAGCACCUCCAGGGCGACGGCGAUCGCAUCCUGACCCGCGAGGAGAUGUUCCGCAUCAUGGAGAAGCGGCAGCUGCAUGAGCUCCACCGGCUGGAGGUGGAGCGCCUGGCCAAGCAGCAGCAGCAGCAGCAGCAGAUACAGCAGGGCGGCCUGGGCCAGAGGAUGGUGGACCACCCGGGGGGACCGGCCGGCUUCCCCGGCAUGGGGAUGAGUCGCUGUGCGCCGUCCCGCGGGGACCCCAUGGACUUCCCCGGCUCCCGGGAGAUCCUGGGCUCCCCCGGAGGAGGAAGAGGAGGAGGAGGAGGAGGAGGAGGGGGGCCGCCCCAGAUGAGAGACUUGGUGGACUCCCCGAUGGGGAGCAACCUGAACUUGAGCAUGAGCGCCCAGAUGAGCGCUCAACAGGAGCAGCAGCAGCAGCAGCAGCAGCAGCAGAUGAUGCUGGCCCAGAAGCUGUGUGGCCGUCCGGGAGGGGCGGGGCCUUUAGGGGAGAUGCUGAGCCCUGAAGCCAUCUCCAGAAUAUGGGCAGCGCAGAACGGACGGCCGGUGAAGAGAGGAAUGGGGCCCGGUCCCGACGGCGGGCUCCAUUUCCCCAACCAAGGGCCCUUUUCUGGCGGGCAGAUGGAAGGGCCGUACCUCCAGCAGCCCGGUCCGGAGAUGUUUGGACCGGAGCAGCAGGGACCCUCCCAGAUGGGAGGCACGCCCCGGCUCAGUCACAUGACCAUGGCCGGUGGCAUCCGAGGCCCCGGGCCGGGUUCUCGCCGCCCGUCCGACCUGUCGCUCAACGUGAACCCGAUGGGCUCCCCCUCCAUGCCUCCUCCACAUCAGCUCAAGUCGCCGUCCCUCAGCCAGGAACCCUCCCCACUCCUGCCUUCGCCCUCAGCGCCCGGGCUCAAGUCCCCCUCUCAGAUGUCCUCGGCGGGGCCUAACCCUCCUCUUCCACCGGCCUCGGGGGCCGGAACGCCCUCCUCUGCUUCCAUGAAGUCCCCCCAGCUGAUGGGCUCUUCCUCCCUGAAUAUGCGAUCGCCGUCCGCCUCCCCUGGACACCUGAAGUCCCCGGCCCUGCAUGGGGGCUCCCCAGGAUGGGCCUCCCCCAAAACAGCUCUUCCAAGCCCGGGCAGGCCGGCCAGUGGCAAGGGGCUGGGCAACGGAGGGGGCAGCUCCACUGAGACGGGACCGUCCCUCCCUCCCAGGAGCUCCAACUCCACGCCGGGGAGCCAGCCAGGCUCGCUGAACCCCAGCAUGCCGUUCAACUCCUCCUCCUCCCCCGACGCACCCCCUCCCACCCAGAACCCCCUGUCCCUCAUCAUGAACCAGAUGUCCAAGUACGCCAUGCCCAGCACCACGCCGCUCUACCACGACGCCAUCAAGACCAUCGCCACGUCCGACGACGAGAUGAUGCCCGAGCACCCUUCUCUGUCCGGCGUCAGCAUUGGAGGGAACAUGGCGAACCCACAGGGGAACCAGAUGCUGGUGUCCCAGGGCGCCAUGGGACCCAACGGGGAGCCCCAGAGUCCCAUGGGCAUGAUGCUCCACGGCCAGCCACAGAUGUCACACGACGGGCCCCGCUCCAUGCUGUCCUCCCCCAAUCCCAUGGCCAUGGCCGGGAUGAACCCCGGCAUGAUGGGCCCUGGCCAGGGCGACGGCAUGGGACACUGCAACAUGUCCCCCAUCCCUCAGAACCAGAUGGCCGGCUUCACCCGAAUGCAGCUGCAGCAGCAGCAGCAGCAGCAGCUGCAGCAGCAGCAGCAGCAGCAGCAGCAGCAGCAGCAGCAGCAGCAGUCCCACGGACCCAUGCACUCUCCCCUCGGGGGACUGUCGCACCACUACCCCCAGCCCGGGGACGACGUCAUGCCCUCGCCGCAGCAGCAGCAGCAGCAGCAGCAGCAGCAGCAGCAGCAGCAGCAGCAGCAGCAGCAGCAGCAGAUGCUGCGGGAGCAGAUGCUGUUGAGCAAGGGCCACCCCCACCACCGCCACCCGCACCCCUCCCACCCAGACUUCUCCUCCAUGGGAGACGGCCCGGACCUGAGCGAGGUCAUGCGCACUUCGCACACGGGGAUCCCCGAGUUCGACCUGUCGCGCAUCAUUCCUUCCGACAAGCCCAGCAGCACCCUGCAGUACUUCCCCGCCAAGAGACCCCCGCAGAACCCCCACCAGGGCCAGGGCCCCGGCCAGCACCCGGGUCCCCCGCCCCAGCUCCUCAAGCAGCUGUCCUCCGGGGGCCCCCAGCAGGGCGGCCCCAUGUCCUCCAACCCCCACCUGGCCCACCUGCAGAACAUGAUGGCUGAGCACCAGCUGCCCACUCACACCGCACAGGGGGGCAUGCGCCAGGGCAUGGGCAUGCCUCCAGGCGCUUCCAGGGGCCUGGGGCCCGGCGGUGGAGGCAUGGUCCCCGGGGGAGUGAUGGGACCUAUGGGCCCCAUGUGCCCUCCAGGACACAUGAUGGGGAGGACAGGUAUGAUGCCCCAGCAACAUCUCCAACAACAACAACAACAACAACAGCAGCAGCAUCACCACCACCACCACCACCACCACCACCAGCAGCAGCAGCAGGCCAUGAUGGCCAGCCUCCACCAGGCCUCCCAGCCCCACCCAGGCAUGAUGUCACCCCAGCAACACCCGCACAAUCUCAUGGCUCAGCAGAACCUCAUGAUGAUGCAGGCCAGGGGCUCCCAGGGGCCUCUCAUGUCCCCCCAGGGCCCCAUGAUGGGCCCUCCGCACCGGGGCAUGUCUCUUGAGGGCCCCCUCGGGCCUGGAGGGAUACCCAACAUGCCAUUCUAGUCCAGCUCGCUGAUAACCGACAACCACAAAAAAAGAAAGAAAACAAAAAGAAACAAGAAAGCUUAUUUCCAUCAUGUUGUUCCUGCGUUACGUCAAUAAUGUUUUCAUUCAUGUUAUUUCUGCAAUUAUUUAAAAAAAAGAAUUGUAAAAAAAAAAUGGAUCACUGAUAACCUUCGACUUUUGGAGUUCCAGCUGAUAAAAAAAAAAAAGGAAUAUUGAAAAGCACCGUCACAUGGUUAAGACAUAUGAACCUGUUUUCUAAAAUACUGUAAUAUGUGUAUAUUGCACUAAUGUGUGUAUUUGUUGUGGGGAAACAUUGCGGUUGAGGGGAGUAGUGCCUCACAUUUCUAUUUGUUUUCCUAUUGAUUAUUUUCUUCAACUAUAAACUGUUGUGCAAAGGAAAAAAAAUAAUAUAAUAUAUAGUUGCUGUACAUAAAAAUGCAAUUUGUGAUUGUUUGCCAUCGUUGUGUAUAACUGUUUUAAUAGAAGUCUACAAAAGAAUAAUACUGUUCAGUUGAUCCCAUCGCGUUAGUCUCCGUUUAUUGUCUGACGUGUGUUGCAUUGAUAAAACCGAAGAGGAGACGUGGUUGAAAUAUACAAUUAAACUUUAUUUGUUAACUUGAAGGUAUCUGUAAGAGGACAUUCUGGUAAAACGUUGUACAUUAUUAAACGACAUCUAAGUGCAAUUACAAAAGCUGUGCGGAUUCUCAGUACAUCUUGUAGACUUUUUUUCUCUUUCUUUCAACAUCUACUUUACUACAAGGUCCAAACGACAGGCCUGAUUAUGUCGGUGACAUUGUGUCGCCACGACUCUUUGUGUGUAUUUAAACUGGAGCAGAACCAGGAAUGGGUGAGCGGCUGGUUUGACCUCGGGCAAAGGUCCAACGGAGGCCAGCACCACUGCAUCGUUGCAGUCAGUUAGUUGCAGAAGUGCCCACAUCGAGUGCCCCCCCCCCUCUAGUUGAUCUAGCAUGAUCCGUUUAGAUUCACCAUCUCUUUUAGUCUUGAAGGCCACCAUGUGUGUCUGCCACGGCGGCGAGGUUAUAAGCCGACCGGCAAAGAUGGAGCACAGCAGGGAGGCAGUUGGCGCUGGGUUUCUUCAUGUCUCCUCUGACUGUCAUAAAGUGGAAACCACAGUCCCAAAGCGACAGCACAUAAAAGCUAGAUGCAGGAAAGACAAAUGUGGGGCUAAGGAAGGAUGAUGUGUCAUUUGCAUUUAAAAAGCACAGCUUCUUGUUGUGCUGAUUUAAAUGGGAUGUGUUGGAUAGAUAGAUAGAUAGAUAGAUAGAUCCUUUAAUGAAGGCAAUGUCUCUGAACUGAGAGGAGCAAAACUUUGUGAACCAAUUCCAGGCGAAAUUCUAGAUCAUUUGUACAAGGCCAUACACUUAUUUACCUCAAUUCUGAAGUAAGUGUACUAAAGUAUUAAACCCUACCUAUUAAAUAAGUUAACUUUGACAAAUGCACUCCAUAUACACAAACCAUUUUUUAUUUUUAGAAUUUGGGAUUGAUGUAAAUUGGAUCACUGGGUAAAAAAUGUAUCGAUUAACACAUUUCUAUGUUCUUCGAGACUUCUAAAGUGGCUGCCUGAUUCUCAAGUGAAAUCCGCUGAUGGCGUUGCGCGUGGGAGGGGUUAAAGAGGAGCCGAAGCCAUCGGGGCCGUUCGGUUUAACUCGGGCGAAUUUAUUCCGACAGACCCGCACCGUAGUCCGCAAAAAUAUAUACUGCGUUCACCGCACAAACAUUUACAAGAGUGAAACGGCGCUUUCAUUCAUUCGAAGGUUUUUGGAAACACCUAGAAGACGAAACGGUGAUGCUAAUCCAGAUUAGAUAACCCGGUAUUUGAUAGGUUGUAGCUGAGACGAUACCAGCAAACACUUUCAGCGUUAUAGGUGUGCUCAAUUAAUUCGUCCCAAGCUUUUUUUUUUUCUAUUUACCUUGCGCAAGGACGAUUUCAUCGAUUUGCUCCAACGUGGGAUGCUCAAAAAAGACUU